AUGUCUAAUGACAAUGACAAUUUCAACUACAGCAAUAAUUCAUUUCUUGGUGAUCAUGAAUCAAUAUCGAAUGUAGUUAAAUUUUGGGUCUAUCUUAUUUUUCUCAUUCCAUCAAUUAUUUGUUCAAUGUUUGCCCUCUAUUAUCUUUUGUGGAAUCGAACUUUACGUCAUGCACUUCAUAAUCAUGCUAUUAUUAUUUUUCUUUCUAUUGGUUUAACUUAUGAAGUAACAAUUUAUCCAUGGAUGCUUCUUUUUUUUUACAAGGAAGGUAUAUGGGAAAGGACACAUUUCUUUUGUAGUCUCUGGUUAUUUAUUGACUGGGGACUCUACUAUACUCAAACAAUACUUUUUGCAUGGGCCACAAUGGAAAGACAUAUUUUAAUCUUUCAUGAUAAAUGGGUAUCUACAAAAACGAAACGUUUAUUAGUACAUUAUAUGCCUUUAGCUAUACUUGCUUUCUACUGCCUCAUAUAUUAUAGUGCGACCAUAUUAUUUCCACCUUGUAAAAAUACUUUCAAUGGUUAUAUCAUGAUUUGUGUCGAUGGUUGCUUGUUUAAAUCUUUUUUACUUCACACAUAUGAUACAGUUACUCAUCAAAUAGUACCGCAUUUAAUUAUUGUUGGAUCUAGUAUAGGUUUAUUAAUACGAAUUCGUUGGCAAAAACAUCGUAUAGGUCAAUCGUUAAAAUGGCGAAAACACUGGAAAAUGACAGUUCAAUUGUUGUUUGUCUCGAUUAUUUACCUUAUAUUUGGUUUGCCAUCUACACUGUUGCAUCUUUUAUCUUUUUGUGGUGUAUCAAAUUAUGUAACAGUUGUAUUUUCACAAUAUGCACUAUUUUUGAAUUAUUGUACAAUUCUUCUUUGUCCAAUUGCUUCUGCUGUAUCAUUACCUCAAUUACGAAACGAAAGGAUGAACUUCUUACGAUUACGAGGUCGAGGAAGAGCUGUUGCACCGAUAACAUAG
This is a messenger RNA of Rotaria sp. Silwood2, 963 nucleotides long. The record is from the annotation of a GenBank genome assembly. NCBI's taxonomy places the organism in Eukaryota, Metazoa, Rotifera, Eurotatoria, Philodinida, Philodinidae.